AUGAUGAAAGUAAAUACAACAAUAGUUUACAAAAGACAAUUGAAUCUAAUGAUAGAAGAAAACAUCAUAUCAUUGAUAGAAGAUUCAGACAGCGAUACAGAACCAAUUUCAAGUAAAAAACCCAAGUUAGAACUUAAGAGUAAAUUUAAGGAAGAGAGAACUCUGCCUUUGAUAGCAUUCGUCAAGGAUAAACCUGAAGAAUCAACAAAUCAUGUAGAUAAAAUUAAAAAAAUAAAUGAUGUAUCAACAAUUAAUUCUGUGGUAAAGGUAAAGACGGAAACAAUCAAGAAAAAUGCUGAUUUACGAACUGAAAAAUCAAAUAGUAUUAAUGAGGCUGCAAUUCACAGAAAUGAUGAGGCUUUUAAAAACUUUCUACAAGCAUGUAAAGAAGUUGAAAAUAGUGAUCGAAUGAAUUUAAUCAUUGAGAAAAUUCAAAAGUACCAUAAUAAUGCUCAUUCAGAUUACAUAAAAUCGAAUUCAUUUUAUGAUUUAAUUCAACGAUCCAUAGAAUCAAUAAUAAACAGUAAAAAUUAUUACCUGUAUAUAAAAGAUUUUAUAGAAGAAUUACGGGCCAGAAAAGUGACCGUAAAAGCAGAAAGUACUACAAGUGCCACUGAAUGUGAUGAUAACAGGUUAGAUCCCAUAAGCAAAAAUAAGGAAGAAAAAAUUCACAGACUUGAAAGUGCAUUGAGAAAAAUAAUUAAGAUAUUAAAGAAUCUAGAAGAAAAAGAAGUUGAUUUUGACGAUGAAUAUGAUUCUACAUAUCUGCUACAAGAUAGAUAUGAACGUCGAAUGAUAAAAAUCUACAAUAAACUCUGUGAAAUAACUGGUGAACAGCCAAGUGCAGGCCGUGCAAUAAAACGUAAAAUUUAUGUAGCAAUCAGUACUCACCAAUCCAUUAACAAGGCUGUUCAAGAUUUUGUUAAUAAAAAAAAGGAGUUUCCUAAUUAUCAAGAUAUUCUGAAAAUUGUAAAAUCGUCCAAUGAACUAGAGUCAUUAAAAAUGAGUAAUGCUGCUGAAGCACUUGAAGCCCGGAAAGUUUUUGAGCACAUAGGAAGUGAAUUGCAGAGGAGGCGGCAAGCAGAUUAUUAUUUAUCAAUAUUAGAUUAUCUUCAAAGUGAAACUGAUCCUGCUGAAAAAGAUCCUUCUCUUAAAAAUCAACUUAAGAAAAAUUAUGAUGAGAAUAAACAUAAAAUUCCGGAAAUAAUUAAUAAGUAUGUAGAGAAGGCUGAAAGCAUAGGCUUGAAAGAAAAAGAGGUCGAUAGUGAUCAAGCAAAGAGCGAUGACGAAAAGGAAUCUGAAGCAGAAGAAAGCGAUGGCUCUAGUGCAGAUAUUAUUUAA
Ctenocephalides felis (cat flea) is the source of this 1341-nucleotide messenger RNA. RefSeq names its product death domain-associated protein 6-like. The coding region runs from base 1 to 1341 and encodes 446 amino acids. The record is from RefSeq and is a predicted model, not a curated record. The transcript is spliced from 5 exons. Gene Ontology annotation, molecular function: histone binding. NCBI's taxonomy places the organism in Eukaryota, Metazoa, Arthropoda, Insecta, Siphonaptera, Pulicidae.